This is a messenger RNA of Symbiodinium pilosum, 882 nucleotides long. Lineage: Eukaryota; Dinophyceae; Suessiales; Symbiodiniaceae. The record is from the annotation of a GenBank genome assembly.
AUGUCUUUGAUCCAGGUCCUGUCGGCUGUGUCUGGGUCUUGCCUCCUGGAAGUACAUCUGGGUGAAGACUUGACUGCCUCUGACUUCGUCAACGAGUUGAAGCAUCUCCUCUGCUCGAAGACUGGCAUGUCAAGCUUUCGGCAGCUGCUGCUGGUUGAAGACAGGGUCAUCAAUGCUGAUGAGAGCUGUUCCUGGGAAGGGCUGGGCAGGCCUAGCAUAGUGAAAGUAGCCUUCCAGAGCCUCGUGGACAGCUUCCGCGAUGAGUUCCUGCAGUCAGCAGCUGAAGGCCAUGCCUGUCGUGUCACCGAGCUCCUGAGAAAAUGCCAGGAUCCAAACUCGGUGGAUGCGAACGGAGAAACUGCCCUUUGGAAAGCCUCUGCGGCAGGCCAUCUAGAUAUUGUCCACAUCAUGCUGGAUGCUGGAGCAAAUCUGGACAUUGCCAGGAAGGACGGGUGCCUCCUGGCCUCCAGUGCAGAUUGCGAGAAGUGUGACCUGGUUGGCCGCAGCCCGCUCUUCGUUGCUGCAGACCAUGGUCGUCUUACCUCUGUCUGCAGUUUGCUUUUAGCAAACGCCUUGGUGGACAAGGCCGACCGGUACAGGAGGACGCCUUUGAUGAUCGCCUCAGAAAGAGGACAUUUGGCUGUCGUUUGCUCACUCCUGGAGGCAGGAGCAGAGGCAGACUUCGAGGAUCUGCGGGGCCGAACCCCGCUCUUCAGUGCAGCGGAGUUCGGGCACCGCACGGUGGUGUGUAUGUUGCUCCAGAGCGGGGCCGACGCCCAGAAGGCGGACGAGCAGGGCCGCACCCCACUCUUCGCGGCCGCUGACGGUGGGCACCUCGAGGUGGUACGAUCAGUGCCUCGAUCUGAGUGCUGGUGUGACUGA